Messenger RNA from Linum trigynum, 1966 nucleotides. The record is from the annotation of a GenBank genome assembly. NCBI's taxonomy places the organism in Eukaryota, Viridiplantae, Streptophyta, Magnoliopsida, Malpighiales, Linaceae.
GCAUAGUAUGCGACAGAUUUUCCACACCAUUGAUUUAAUCUGUUGCCUGUAUUAAAUAUAAUAAAUUUAUUUAUAAUUUACAAAUUAAAAUUGCUUAGUUGAUUCUUUUACAUUUUUAUACGUUUACUUUAAUCCCCAACAAAUUAUUUCAUUCAUUUUCAUUGUACGAUACCUAAUUUCUUUUAAUCAUAACUUAAACAUCCAAAACAUUUCCAUCUAAAACAAAAACCAUCCCAAAACUUGAUAUCAUCACUUCAACAUCUCUAACAGGCUCAAAUAAGAAAAUAAAAACACCUGUAGCAUUUCAAUAUGAACUUCCCCACCCAUACAAAAAAAAACAAAUUCAGCACCCAUCGUUGAACCCUCUCCUCUCAUGUUCACCAUCGUCGAACCCGCCGUCUACCCCAGCCCCGGUCACCCCUUCCACGCCGAUGCUGAUUGCGUCGUCUACCCCUUAGCCGCACACCUCCGUCCUCCCGCUCGCCGCCAUCAUCUUCCGGCGGUUCGACGCGAACUCUUCCUCUCCUCCCUCCAAAUCGUCAACAUCGACCGGAACGGUGGUCGGGAUUGCAAUCGGAGGUGUAUUUGGCGACAAUGGAGUCGGUUGCUUCACUCCACCGCCGCCGCUACCUUCCUAGGGUUCGACGCCGAACUCUUCCUCUCCUCCCUCCAACUCGUCGGUAUUGACCGGAACGGUGGUCGGGAUUACAAUCGGAGGUGUAUUUGACGACAAUGGAGCCGGUUGCUAAGCUUCGCCGCCGCCUGGCCGGAAAGGUUGGAUUUUUCCCAAUCUUUUCCCUCUCUCUUCUUAAUUCCAGAAGAAAUUUCUCGUAUUUAGAGGCUACUAAGCUGAAACAAUGGUUUGCUAAGGAUGGUAAAAGUACAACUUCAAUUUCCAUUUCCAGGGAAUGGUCUGGUGCAGGAAGGACUAAUGUUGUGAAGACUAUCUCUCAAAUCAAAGAUGAGAAGCUUGGGAUUUCUGAAAAAAUAGAUUGGAUUUGUGUCAAUGGAGCUGUGAUAUACAUAAAGGCGGAUAAUUUUUACUAUACAUCUUGCCCUGUAAUGAUUGGGGAUGGAUAAUGCAACAAAAACGUUACUAACAAAGGAGAUAGGAGGUGGCGGUGUGAUCAAUCUGUUGAUGAAUGUGAUCAUAGGUACAUACUCUCGCUUCAGAUAGAAGAUCACACGGGCUUAACAUGGUUAACUGCUUUCCAGGAAUCAGGUGAGGAGCUUAUGGGAAUGUCCGCCGAAGAUCUUCAUUUUAUGAAGUUUGAGAAACAAGAUGACGAUGGGUUUCUAAAAGUUCUUCGGCAAAUUAUGUUUAUAUUCAAGUUGAAAGUGGAAGAGGAAACAUUCAGUGAUGAACACGUCUAGUGUUGUCAAGGCAGAGAAGAUGAACUAUGGAUCCCUAUCCAAAACCCUUCUGGAUUUGAUGGAAAACUUCAAAUCUGGGAACCUGACUGCUUCACCGCACCAGGUAGAAAGUAGUUCCACAAAUUCUGUGUUGAGUACUCCUAGAAAGGAGAAUUUCGGAAGUGGGCAAACUGGAUUGAGUUCAAUGCACUUGCCAGCUAAUCAAGUAAAUAAGUACAGUAACCAAUAUAACUCAAGGUUUCCUACAUCGACUGUAUCUGAGGGACCUAUCAUUUGUAACAGCUGUGGAGCCACAGGCCAAUAGAACGUUGGAUGGAGCUGAUGCUAGGGGCGGCAGAGGAGGAGGCGGCGGAGCUGAUCAUGUAUAGUCUUAUUCAAGUUUUUGUUUUGUACAGUAUCACUAUAUCAAGGCGAUCUGAAUGUUUCAAGACACAACUUCAUUUACUUGUGGAGCUGGGCCUUCUGAUUUAAGAAGAUAAUUGAUGUUAAGACUGAUUGACAUCAUAUAUCAUUCACAGCACUCGUUUGAUGAACACAAAAUGCUAAAGAAAUAAUUAUCCAAAAUUUAAACUAAUACAAAACUUGCAUAGUU